AUGAUCUAUCCAACCCUGCCCACCGCCAUCCUUACCAUCCUCCUACUCCCCACUCUCCUCUCAGCAUCGCCUCUCCACAAACGUGACACAGCCGAACAAUACAAAUUCGCCAACUGCAUCAACAACGUAACCCUGGCCGCCUACUCCGCAAUCUUCUAUUACUAUCCAGAUUUCCUACCCGACUUCCCCUCCCCCCAAGCCACCGCCUCCGUCAACGCCCUCUCCGCCUCGCCCUUCUACGGGCAGACAACGACAGUCAGCACGCCCUUCACCCUCAAGGCCACGAUCCCAGCCAACGCAUCCACAGCCGCAGUCGGCACGCUAGUGUCCACGGACGCGAGUGCGAGUUCGUAUGCGGGACCUAUGGCUGUGAUUAAGGGGAGUGGACUGGUGUUCUAUUCUCCAGAGGACAAUGUGAAUUGCUACGAGGAAUAUUGGCAGCGAGAUAAUGAGAGUGUUGAUAAUUAG
Lachnellula hyalina is the source of this 468-nucleotide messenger RNA. RefSeq lists its product as uncharacterized. The transcript is spliced from 3 exons. The record is from RefSeq and is a predicted model, not a curated record. Bases 1 to 468 code for a protein of 155 amino acids. Lineage: Eukaryota; Fungi; Ascomycota; Leotiomycetes; Helotiales; Lachnaceae.